AUGCCAUGCUCUUGUCAAGAAAAAUCCUCCAUUAAACCCCAUAUAUACCUUGAUAUUUCCUACAAUCUUGUACUCAAGACACUCCUAGCUUUCCUUAAUUCAUUAAAAGAAAGAAGCAAAAUGGCUAGAACUAGCAGUUCUAGCACUUCCUUUUCUUCUUACAUGGUCUCUGUUACAUUAGCUUUGCUUUUGAUCUACACAAGUAGCUCCUCAGCUCACCUCUCUACAGACUUUUAUGAUAAAAGUUGCCCACAACUCUUCGGAACAGUGAAAUCUGUUGUUCAAUCUGCAAUAGCGAAAGAACGCCGGAUGGGUGCUUCUCUUGUUCGUUUGUUCUUUCAUGAUUGUUUUGUCAAAGGUUGUGAUGCGUCUAUACUUCUGGAAGACACUGCCACUUUCAAGGGAGAACAAGGUGCAGGUCCAAAUAAUAAUUCUGUGAGGGGAUACAAUGUCGUCGCCAAAAUCAAGUCUAAGUUGGAGAAAGUCUGUCCAGGUAUAGUUUCAUGUGCUGAUAUCGUGGUCAUUGCUGCCCGUGAUUCCACUGUUCUUCUUGGAGGUCCAUAUUGGAAGGUAAAACUUGGACGGAGAGAUUCAAAGACAGCUAACAUGAAUGCUGCCAGUAAGAGCCUCCCUUCUGACACUUCAACUGUUAGCCAACUCAUCAAACGAUUUAAAUCUAAAGGCCUCUCUGCUACGGACAUGGUUGCCUUAUCAGGAUCCCACACAAUUGGGCAAACUAAGUGCAAGACUUUUAGAGCUCGAAUAUACAACGAGACCAAUAUUGACAAAUCAUUUGCUACCAUGAGGCAAAAGAUGUGCCCGCUCACUACAGGAGAUGACAAUUUGGCACCUCUAGAUUUCCAAACUCCUAAUGUCUUUGACAAUAAUUAUUACAAAAACCUCAUCCACAAAAAGGGUCUCCUCCACUCUGAUCAAGUGCUGUUCAGUGGUGAAUCUACUGAUUCGUUGGUUAGAACUUACAGUAAUAAUCCUGAUAUCUUCUUUUCUGACUUUGCUGCAGCAAUGGUUAAGAUGGGAGAUAUAGAUCCCCGUACUGGAACUCGCGGUGAAAUUAGAAAGAAAUGUAGCUGUCCAAAUUAAACUAGAGUGGAGCUACAUCUUUCCUUCUCUUAGUUUGUAUAAUUGAAAUACUAAUUCUUCUUCUUCUUCUUCUUCUUUUUUAUUUUUGUGUGUGUUUGUCUUGCUAAGAGUUGGAGCAGCUUGAUAAAAAAUAGGAAUGUCUAAGUAUGUUUUUAUUAGUGUUUAUGCUCAAAUAUUGCUAUCAUGAAUAAGAGAUCCGAGCAGAUCAUUUUUAUUGGAGUUGAUAA
Messenger RNA from Populus trichocarpa (black cottonwood), 1328 nucleotides. RefSeq names its product peroxidase 4. The coding region runs from base 1 to 1101 and encodes 366 amino acids. The transcript is spliced from 4 exons. The record is from RefSeq and is a predicted model, not a curated record. Lineage: Eukaryota; Viridiplantae; Streptophyta; Magnoliopsida; Malpighiales; Salicaceae. Gene Ontology annotation, biological process: hydrogen peroxide catabolic process; response to oxidative stress. Gene Ontology annotation, molecular function: peroxidase activity; heme binding.